AUGCUGUCACUUCAGUCUUGGCUGUAUGUUAUUCUAUGGCUGGAAAAUGCUCUGGCAAAACUUGAAGAUGAAGGCAAUUUCUACUCAGAAAAUGUUAGUCGAAUCCUGGACAACUUGCUUGAAGGCUAUGACAAUCGGCUGCGGCCAGGAUUCGGAGGUGCUGUCACUGAAGUCAAAACAGACAUUUAUGUGACCAGUUUUGGGCCUGUGUCAGACGUGGAGAUGGAAUACACAAUGGAUGUUUUCUUCCGCCAGACUUGGACUGAUGAGAGAUUGAAGUUUGGGGGGCCAGCCGAGAUUCUAAGUUUAAAUAACUUGAUGGUCAGCAAAAUCUGGACACCAGACACUUUUUUCAGAAAUGGUAAAAGGUCAAUUGCUCACAACAUGACAACCCCUAAUAAACUCUUCAGAAUAAUGCAGAAUGGAACAAUUCUGUACACCAUGAGGCUGACCAUCAAUGCUGACUGUCCCAUGAGACUGGUCAACUUUCCUAUGGAUGGACAUGCUUGUCCACUCAAGUUUGGGAGUUAUGCUUAUCCCAAAAGUGAAAUCAUAUAUACAUGGAAAAAGGGACCUCUUUACUCAGUAGAAGUCCCAGAAGAAUCUUCUAGCCUCCUCCAGUACGAUCUGAUUGGACAGACAGUAUCUAGUGAGACAAUUAAAUCUAACACAGGUGAAUAUGCAAUAAUGACAGUGUAUUUCCACUUGCAAAGGAAGAUGGGCUACUUCAUGAUCCAGAUAUAUACCCCGUGCAUCAUGACAGUCAUUCUUUCCCAGGUGUCUUUCUGGAUUAAUAAGGAGUCCGUCCCAGCCAGAACUGUCUUUGGGAUCACCACUGUUUUAACCAUGACCACCCUAAGCAUUAGUGCGCGACACUCCUUGCCCAAGGUGUCAUAUGCAACUGCCAUGGAUUGGUUCAUAGCUGUGUGCUUUGCUUUCGUCUUUUCCGCUCUCAUUGAAUUUGCAGCUGUCAACUACUUUACCAAUCUUCAGACGCAGAGGGCCAAAAGGAAGGCACAGGUUGCAGCCACAUCCCCAAUGACAAAAUCAAAGGCGACUGAACCCAGGGAAGCUGAGAUCGUGGUGCGCUCCGAUUCCAAGUAUCAUGUGAAGAAAAGAAUCACCUCCCUGACUUUGCCAAUCAUCCCAUCCACUGAGGCCAGCAAAGUUCUCAUGGAAGGACCCAAUUUUCAGUCAACGCCCGUCACACCCCCACCUGUCUCACCAGGCUUUGGUGACACCAGUAAAAUAGACAAGUAUUCUCGAAUUCUAUUCCCGGUUGCAUUUGCAGGAUUCAACCUUGUAUACUGGAUAGUUUACCUGUCCAAAGACACAAUGGAAGUGAGUAGCAGUGUUGAAUAG
This is a messenger RNA of Fukomys damarensis (Damara mole-rat), 1362 nucleotides long. RefSeq names its product gamma-aminobutyric acid type A receptor subunit alpha6 (gene Gabra6). The record is from RefSeq and is a predicted model, not a curated record. The transcript has 9 exons. Lineage: Eukaryota; Metazoa; Chordata; Mammalia; Rodentia; Bathyergidae. Gene Ontology annotation, cellular component: postsynapse; dendrite membrane; synapse. Bases 1 to 1362 code for a protein of 453 amino acids. Gene Ontology annotation, biological process: monoatomic ion transmembrane transport; signal transduction; regulation of postsynaptic membrane potential. Gene Ontology annotation, molecular function: benzodiazepine receptor activity; transmitter-gated monoatomic ion channel activity involved in regulation of postsynaptic membrane potential; GABA-gated chloride ion channel activity.